Rotaria sp. Silwood2 is the source of this 348-nucleotide messenger RNA. The record is from the annotation of a GenBank genome assembly. NCBI's taxonomy places the organism in Eukaryota, Metazoa, Rotifera, Eurotatoria, Philodinida, Philodinidae.
AUGACAAAAGCUUCCAAUUAUUUGAAUAUCUAUCAGGAGUGUAGCAAGCGGAGUUGGAAUGAUAUACCGAAUUUACUGUAUCGCAUUCCUGUUGCUCUUUCUCACUAUGCUAUCGAUAAACGACAACCAAAUGAUGUAACGAAAAUGAUUAAAUUAAUGUAUACACUAAAUAAUCGACUUAACGGUAAAGCACAAGUACAAGUUGAUGGUUUUCAAGAAUGGCUGACACAUACAACUCAAACAAAUCAGACAAAUGACAAUAUUGAAGAUGAAGACCCAAAUAAUCAACUAGCAUUACUUCAAAAAUCUCAAGAACGUCAUACUCAAAUGCAAUCCGUAGAGGUAUAA